UAUGAACAUAACCUAUAAAUUUAAAUCGUUGUGUAAUUUAAUAACAAUUUUUUUGACACGAAGAUUGGAUUAUUUCAUUCAUAUUUACUUAAUCGAUAGUCUGCGUGGUAUGUUUAAAAAGUAAAUUUAAAGUACAUAAAACAAAAGAAUUAAUUUUAAUGUCGUACAUGACAUACAGUCAGAAACCUUUCACUCCCGUUCCUCCAGACAAAGGAAGUUUUCCGUUAGAUCACGAGGGUAUUUGCAAAAAAUUAAUGGUAAAAUAUAUGAACUGUUUGCGUAAAACCCAUAGCGAUAAUUCACAGUGCAGAAAAGAAUCGAAAGAGUAUCUUGCGUGUCGAAUGGAAAACAAUCUUAUGGCCAAAGAGGACUGGUCAAAGUUAGGAUUUACAGAAAUGAAAACAGAAUCGGAAUAGCUAAUUAAUUAAUU
Messenger RNA from Agrilus planipennis (emerald ash borer), 430 nucleotides. Its product is annotated as cytochrome c oxidase assembly protein COX19. The transcript has a single exon. NCBI's taxonomy places the organism in Eukaryota, Metazoa, Arthropoda, Insecta, Coleoptera, Buprestidae. The record is from RefSeq and is a predicted model, not a curated record. Gene Ontology annotation, cellular component: mitochondrial intermembrane space. Gene Ontology annotation, biological process: mitochondrial respiratory chain complex IV assembly. Bases 159 to 416 code for a protein of 85 amino acids.